This is a messenger RNA of Exaiptasia diaphana, 2567 nucleotides long. RefSeq names its product D(2) dopamine receptor. Gene Ontology annotation, cellular component: membrane. Gene Ontology annotation, biological process: G protein-coupled receptor signaling pathway. NCBI's taxonomy places the organism in Eukaryota, Metazoa, Cnidaria, Anthozoa, Actiniaria, Aiptasiidae. The coding region runs from base 1287 to 2225 and encodes 312 amino acids. The transcript is spliced from 2 exons. The record is from RefSeq and is a predicted model, not a curated record. Gene Ontology annotation, molecular function: G protein-coupled receptor activity.
UUAGUGAUUAAAUAWAUGAAUAUAUAUGGAUAAACGAGCGAGCGAACGAAUGAAUAUAUUGUGARACUAAUGCAUAGAUACAUGAAAGAAAAAAAGAGAUGGAUGAAAAUGGAAAAUGAUCAUUACGAAUGACAGACUCAUACUGGGUCAUAAUUGAUAUGAUUUUAACAUCUGAUUGACAACGGAAAAACAACACUAUGAAGGUUUCAAUACUCUCUCGGACAGAUACAAGUAUCCUACUGAUAACAUACUCAAAACAGCUCUCAAAACAAAACAUUUCCUGCACGGAAUAUACUUGAUAGUGAAACUCUCUGAUUUAUAAAUAAAGUCUUGGAAUAAAUGUGACAGGAUUAAGAGAAAGAAACGAAAAAAAGAAAAAGAAAAAAAAACRAUGAAAAACACAYCGAACAAAUAAAUGAAUUGAUUAAUACACAACACGAAUAAAAAUAAUAUAUAUAUAAAUAGAUAAAAGAAGGAACGAAUUCAGAAAUGAAAAAUAUGGGAUAUGGAACUUGAAGCUCUUGAUAAUAACCAUAUUGAAUAUAAAAAUAACUAAAUUUAUCACAAGAAGGCGGUAGGAGCGUUCACUUGAUAAUUGGUAUCUAAUCUUGUUUCAGCUUUACGUAACAUUAUGACAUCAAACCAAACAGAUAUGACAAAUUGCCGGUUUUAUUAAAACCAUUCCUCCUACAAUGCUUAAUUYGUUUCCAAAAACAAACAAAUUAAAUGCAUUCUGGGUAUGAAAAACUAUUUGCUUGGUUUUUAGUUAUAAAUUGCGUCCUCGGUACUAAGUCUUUCAAGGGCCGGCUUGACUUUAUCUUGUUAUGAAAUCGUCAGCAUUCGAUAUCCUACCGUCCAGUUGUAAAUAUAUAAUACAAGGAAGCAAUAAAUAACACAGAAAACUUAAUUUAAUGACAACAAAUGCAGUCAGCAAUUAUGCCGUGUUAAUCAGCUUUAUGUCCAUACAAACGAUCGCUUCAAGCUACAUCAGUAUAAACCAUGAAAUAUGUUGGAUGGAAAUAUAUAAAAGAAGUACUUCAAUGUCGACAACCUAUCGCACACCAAGUUCAKCCUUAACUUGAACAUCCGUUGAUCUAUAUAUUGUUGGUUUUUGUGGGUAUUGUCAACAAACAUCUUGGAUAUUGAACAACCUAUCAAGACGUCAUUGAAUUAAUCGUCAGUAGUUGCACCUGUUCACGAACACUACACAAUAAACGAAGAUAAAAGACUGUCAAGACCACCUCGAACUGGUUAUACUACAACCUGACAAACUACACUAAGUCGACAUGUAUACUUUGGCAGAGAAAAUUUUUCUGUCGAUUUUCCUCAUCGUGGUUAUAGUUUUUGGUGUUGUUGGUAAUACCUUCGUUAUUGCGGCCACUGUACGGUUUCACAGACUUCGUCGUAAUGUUAGUAACUAUUUGCUGUUGAAUUUAGCAAUCUCAGAUUUAUUGUCAUCGUCUGUUAUAAUGCCCUACCAUCUCGCCAGCGUUAUUAAUUUGGAUAUUAUUAAUGAUAACGGUCUACUAUGCCAAAUAGGAGGCACCUUAUCUUAUCCGAUAUUACUGACUUCAACAUUAACAUUAGUCAUGCUAGCAAUAGAUAGAUUUAUUGCCAUGAGUGACCCUUUACGAUAUCGAGCAAGAAUUACUUUCAAGGCGAUCUCUUUUAUGAUUUCUUAUACAUGGCUUCAUUCAACGUUUUUCACCAUCUUCACUCUACUACUCGUAGAUAUGGAGUUCGAUGAAGUAAGUCUAGAUUGUGGUGUAGCGUGGCAGAAGUCGCCAUUAUGGUUUGCUUUGUUGUCAAUGCUGCUGAACAUUGUUUUUCCAUUUUUGUUUGUGGCUUUGACAAGUCUUAGAGUGCUGUCUAUUGCUAAGUCACACCAUAAACAAAUAGCAUCAGAAGUGCAGGUGUACACUGGACAAGGUCCACCAAGAAACAGAACAAGAGGUCGCGAAUCCAAGGCAACGUCCGUCAUUUUGAUGGUUAUUCUAAUGUUCCUGAUCACGUGGUCUCCAUAUCUCGUUACCAGGGCUUUACGAGUAUUUGGUAUUGAUCUACCGUCUAUUGUAUAUACAUUAUCUAUAUGGAUCUUACACAUCAACGCUGUAGGAAACUUUUUCAUUUAUUCGAGACGUGGUCAGGAAUAUCGACAGGCAUUUCUUGCUAUCAUUAAACGUCAGAGUAUAUUACCACCAGGAAGCGAGCAUUCAGCCUUUUAGACUUACACUAGCACUCCACAAGACUCCAUAACAGGCCUAACCCUUACUCUAACACGGAGAUAUUAGUUAUAGGGCCAAUAUAUGGUGUUUUACAUGAAAUGCGGAUGUWCAAGUAUUCAUAUUUUCUUUUAGAAUCCUUUCCUCUUACUUUGGUGGUCAAUUAACUAAACAACUCGUUUCGCCAGCGUACACCGUCUUYUGUGUUCAAUGAAAUAUAUAAAACUACAAAAAUCAAACCUUGUUUGUUUUUGAUCCUUGUCUUUGCCAUGAUGUCUUGUUCUCUCAUCUUUGAAUCCCAACCUAAGGCUUUAAAUCAUAUAAAUUAUGAAUUUAACAAAGAUG